AGAGUUACGAGACAUACUGUUUGAACUUUGUCCAGAUUAGGUCGAAAGUUUUCGCCGAGGCCUAUAUCAGCCCAGAUAUCAGUCCAUCGCAUCUAUCCGCAGAUCACUACUAUGAGCAAAACCUUUACAUUCAGUGUUCGUACGUCAACUUCGGCACGCGACACAAGACUUAAACGAAAGACAGAUGUCGUCAUCACACUUGCUCCAUCGCCUGAGGAUGCGGGUGGUGUGACGAGUAAGUUAAUACCUUGGAAGAUCCUCACGUUUCACGCCGAAAGCACUACAUACCGUUCAGUCACUAUAAACCCAGAGAUUGCCGUCUGCACAGUCGAUGAACGGGACAAUGGCGUCCUGAUCCCCAACCACACUCAAAAACUUGAGAAAGGUGGCGUGGUCGUACUCAAGCCUACGCAAGAAGGAGAUGGGUUGUAUUGGGAUGUAGAUCCUCCGCCUUAUACUAAAAAUAGUAACGCAGGCAUCACUGCAGGACAGCAGACUCCACCUACUGUUGCCAAUGACAGUUUCAUAAUCAGGAAUGAGUAUGGGGAAACUAAGCUUGCCCUAUGCUUAUUUGAAGAGGACGGCUUUGACCGUCUGCCUAUCGUUGAUUUGGGCCCACUCCCAAAGGGUGAACAAUUCACGAUCAAUGGACCCUUGUGUCUACAAGCCUACGCUAUGGUAGAACCAACAGUGGGAAAGCCGUUGGAAUUGAUGAAUUAUGCCCCGUUGCUGGGGCCUAUGGCUGUAAACGAUCUCCCCGAGUCUGCCUUCAUGCUUUAUAACAAGCCAAACGGGACAACCGCGCUCAAGCCUCCCUACUGACGUCUUGCAUUUUAACAUGGUACUUGUACGGAAUAGUAAGAGUCGUUACAUAUCAGAUUUCAAUGUGAUCUAAAUUGGAUAUUACCAUCCCUUGCCGAAAAUCACUGGUUAUUCUCCAAC
Messenger RNA from Suillus bovinus, 942 nucleotides. RefSeq lists its product as uncharacterized. The record is from RefSeq and is a predicted model, not a curated record. Bases 112 to 822 code for a protein of 236 amino acids. The transcript is spliced from 10 exons. NCBI's taxonomy places the organism in Eukaryota, Fungi, Basidiomycota, Agaricomycetes, Boletales, Suillaceae.